UAGGCCACAACUGAAGGAUCAAGGGACAGAGUAAAAGUCAGAGGAUGUGGGAACCAAGGAGUGAGGGGAUAGCCAGUAAAGCAACUGCACCAUAUUUUUAUGCUCAGUGAGUCAGCAAGAGGGAAAUUGCUCCUGUGCUGUUUAGAAGGUGGUUUUCUUCUUUGUCCCAUCUGGUGAGGGCUUGGCAAUGGACUCAGUUCCAACUGUCUCCCCAGUUUGCUUCCUCCCUAAAUCCAGAGGAUGAAGAAAACUCAAGUUCACUGCUACUGAUGCUAAAGCAAGAAAGGCAUCUAGGGACUCUGUUCUCAUCUCUGUAUUUAUAGAUGGGGGGACUAGGACUGAGGAUGAGUUAACCAGGUUACUGGAAAUAAUGAAGUAAAAUCCACAACUCCCAGGGCAGGGCAGUUUCAGCAAUUUACAUAGGCUUUCUCACAGUAAGUGCUUCACGGACACUUCCUAACUAAAUGAAUGAAUAAACUACACACAUGUCCUUGCUAGUUCAUUUUCUUCUUUAAGAUAUCAACACUGGGCUAAGUGAAGAGUAGUUGAUUUAAAAGUUCCCAUGAAGAAGAUGAAGAAUUGCCAGCAAAAGAAGAUAUUCUGCAAAAAAUCUGAACGUCAGAAUGGCUAACAAGCUGUAAGCCACUCAUUCAACCUAGGUCCUUAAGCACCACCCAAGAAGCAUGUUGGUUGAAUCCUGCAGGAUCACAAUAGUUAACUGAGAAAUCUAGCUGUGGGCUGCAGACAGGAGUCUAAACCAAAAGAAAAGUUCUCUGCUAUGAGUAUAUGCCAGGCUGCAUUGAAAUUCAAAGUGAAGUUCAUCUGAUUUAUUUUAAAGAAUGUUAAGGAAGUCACAUGCCUAUAAAUAAAUCUUUAGAAAUGUAGCUUCUCCAAGGCAGAGAUCAACACUGAUAUUCACUAAACCUAAAUGUAUACCCAACUAUGCUGGACUAAGACUAAGGACACCAGUCUUCCAAGUCCUCCUUCAACCUGGCUACUUCCUCAAGUCUGGGAGCAAAUUCCAAAUCUUGAGGUAGCAAGUCCUGAUGAGAUUGGAUCUGGGGGACUCUCAGGCCCUCUGAUUUAUCUUUAGCCCAGGAUCCAUUUCCUCACCUUCAACAGACACAACCUUCAAGAACUUUGGACUGUUGUCACAAGCAGAAAGCCAUUAAUUCCUCCUGCCUGCCUCCCAUGCUCUCCAACCCCACUCCAUGCAGCAUCAAGAGGGGCCAGAUCUGGUCCCUCAUCAUCUCCUGAAUCUGCUGUCCUUGAUACAGGGGCCUAACUCAGUUCAAGUCACCAUCUUCUAUGCCUAGGAAAUUUCGGUCAGCUGCUGAGUGGUCCUUAUACUGCUCAUGGUCCAUUGGCCUGCUUCCCACUCCGCAGCAGGAGGCACUCUUUCAUGUACUUCUCAGCAUGUUAACCCGUAGUGUUUCUCACUGAUUUAAGUAGCCCUAAAUCUUUACUGUUUAGACUCACAGGACUCUAUCUUUCCAGACCUUCCUUUUUAUUUUUCAGGAGGUAGUCUCUCUGCCCUUCCUUUACUCCCUGUGAAGGUCACAACCUUCCCACUACAGAACCUUGGUAUGUGCUCUUCCCCUCUAUGGACAGCAUUCUCUCUCUGAGAUAUUCAUCACUUAGAUUCUGGCUUCAUUGCCAUUCUUCCACUGAGGAGCCUGGCCUACUUCCCACCAGGUAAAGACAUCUCCUGAACCCCUGAACUUCUCCUUGUGGUACCUGUCACAGUUGCAACUGUUCAACAUGUUCAAAUCUGUGCACUCAGACUUUAAGGGUCAUGAAUGCAGAAUUUUCCUCCCAGAAUCUUAGUACUGAGCCCAGCGUAUAGUAGGGGCUUAACUUUGGGUGGAUGGAUGGACAAAUGGAUGGAUAUAGGUGGGCAGAUGGAUGGAUAGGUAGAUGGAUAAAUGAUGGAUAGAUCUCCAUAGGCACCAAGGAGCACAGGUAAGAUCCUAUGGGUUCUGAGAGAAAGCCCCUGGGCUAUCUCAAAUAAUAGUUUAUUAAAAUAAGAUGUAAGAAACACCUCUGAAAGAUCUCCAACUGAAAUCUGAGAUGGGCACCUUAUUUAUGCCUUGGGGAGGCUGAAAGCCAGUGAAUUCCUAAACCCCAUUAAACCCUAACUCAAAUCUCUCUGGAGGGCUGAUGGUAGACACUGGUACUACACCCACAGCCCUGUGGCAAUCCCCUGUGAUUCUCCCCCUAAGUGUUCCCUAUGGUGUACUGGGUCCUCACGGUCAGACCAGAACACCAAGGAGCUGCUGCCACCAGUGAGGAGGUGAGCGGGAGGGGACCUGUCCCAACCCCUCCCCUCAGCUGGGAAGACUCUGCCACAUGGCCCAUGUUGUCUCUCAGAGUCCCAGGGAACAGAGGUCCAGGAGCCCAGUGUCACCUGCUCUUUCAGUCACCUUGUGUUGGCUCCUAUUUUUCUUGUCUCACUUCUCCUCCUAAAUAAACUAAAUGCCCCAAAUCUUUAUCUCAGGGUCUACUUCUGGGGGACCCCAAUCAAAGACAACCCCAAUAAGCAAAACAGGUCUGUGAUACUGGGGAAAAAAACCUUGUAGUGAAGGGCUUUUGAUGAGCUGCUAUGCAGAUGGUGGUCUGCAAAGAUGCCUGGCUCUUAUUAGGAACAACAAAACCAUGUCAAAGGUGGCAGGAGUCAGGCCUUGAUUUUCUUUCUGGGCCCAGAGCUCUGACCCUUCCCGGGAACUCUGAGUGGGGGAGGCAGGCAUCAAACCCCAGUGCCCAGAGGCCAGAAACAUUUUUGUUUUAUUUUUCUGAUUCUUUUUGUGCACUGCCUCCUCCUCCCAACACAAUAUUUGCACUGUGAAAUCCUGAAAACUGCUAAAUUUCACCCAGUUUGGUUUAAUGUUCUCAAGGAGCUUGGCACUGUAUUAGACACUCAGACAUUCCCACGGCCCAGUUCCUAUUUAAAAACUGCCUCUCUAUUUAAAGUUUAUCUUGGGAAGAAUAAAAGAAAAAAGGUUCCCAAAGCUGAAGCGAACAUGAGAUAGGCAAAAGAAAAAUCCACUUUUCUUCUAAAAAAUGCUGAAAAUUAUAACCAUCCAUGGCCUUGGGUGUUUCAAGUCUGAGGAUUUUCCUCCUUUCUGGUUGUUUGCAAACCAAAGUGGAAUUUUAUUAUGGUUACUCAGUGAGCUUUAUCAAGUUCCUGGACCCAAGAAGUCUCCACUCACUCUGCAGCAUGCCAUUUAAACUCCUCGUACAGAUGGAAAAGAAUGGGACCAAAAUAAAGCAGCCGGUGUCCCAGAGCUGAAGGCAACAGGAGUCAGAAAACUAUUCACUGCAGGAAGUCCCAGUAUCCGGUGAUAAAUAAGAAACACAACAGCACAGGAUGCGCCUUGGGUCAGGGGAUGUGAACAGCCCACAGCCUUUGUGUCCGUCUCUGUGUCAGAGUGUCAGUGUCUGAGCCUUCAGCUCCCUCUGAGCUCAGCUGGGGCAGGCACUGCCACUGUCAGGCUUCCAGCCUCCCACUGAGGGCGACAUGGAGGCUGCAAUGGCCACCUCCACUAGUGUGCUGCUGCUGCUGCUGCUUCUGAGCCAGCCUUGGGUUGUGGCUGGUACUGAAAAACAGGCAGUGGUGUGUGUAGGGACUGCCUGCUAUUCAGCCCACUGGGACAAGCUGAGUGCGGACGAGGCCCAGCUUCAUUGCAGCAAGAAUGGGGGCAACCUGGCCACAGUGAGGACUGAAGAGGAGGCCCAGCACAUCCAGCGAGUUCUGGCCCAGCUCCUACAGCCCAGGGUGCCCCUGGCAGACCGGACAGGCAAGUUCUGGAUAGGACUCCAACGAGAAAAGGGCAAGUGCUCAAACUCCAGCCUGCCUCUGAAGGGCUUCAGCUGGGUGGACGGUGGGGAGGACACAUCUUAUUCCAAUUGGCAUGAGGGGGCCAGGAACUCUUGCAUCUCCAGGCGCUGUGUGUUCUUGAUGCUGCACCUGUCUCUUUCUUCCGUCUCCAGCCACCUCCCCAAGUGGUCUGAGAGUCGCUGUGGGAUCCCGGGCUCUCCUGGAAGCAGCAUUGAGGGCUUUGUGUGCAAGUUCAGCUUCAGAGGCAUGUGCCGGCCCCUAGCCCUGGGGGGCCCAGGCCAGGUGAACUAUACCACUCCUUUUCAGGCCACCAUCUCCUCCUUGGAAGCUGUGCCCUUUGCCUCUGUGGCCAAUGUGGCCUGUGGGGAUGGGGAUAAGAGUAGGCAGCAUUUCUUCCUGUGCAAGGAGAAGGCCACUGAUGUGUUUGACUGGGGCAGCUCGGGGCCCCUCUGUGUCAGCCCUGAGCACGGAUGCAGCUUCAAUAACGGAGGCUGCCAACAGGACUGCUUCGAGGGGGGCGAUGGUUCCUUCCGCUGUGGCUGCCACCCAGGGUUCCGACUGCUGGAUGACCUAGUGUCCUGUACCUCCCGGAACCCUUGUAGCUCCAACCCAUGUGGAGGGGUGGCCACAUGCAUCACCGGACCCCUCAGAAAAAACUACACAUGCCACUGUCCCCAAGGCUACCAGCUAGACUCCACUCAGUGGGACUGUGUAGACGUGGAUGAGUGCCAGGACUCCCCCUGUGCCCAGGAGUGUGUCAACACCCCUGGGGGCUUUCAUUGCCAGUGCUGGGUGGGUUAUGAGCCUGGUGGCCCCGGAGAGAUGGCCUGUCAAGAUGUGGAUGAAUGUGCCCCUGGCCACUCACCCUGUGCCCAGGGCUGCACCAAUACAGAUGGAUCCUUCUACUGUUCCUGUGAGGAUGGCUAUGUCUUGGCUGGGAAGGAUGGUACCCAGUGCCAUGAUGUGGAUGAGUGUGCGGGCCUGGAAGGCAGCCUCUGUAACGACUUAUGCUUCAACAUGCAAGGGUCCUUCCGCUGUGGCUGCUUGCCAGGCAGUGAGUUGGCCUCUGAUGGGGUUUCUUGUAUCACAGGCUUCAUGUCCCUGGUACCAUCUGCCAAGACUCUCCAGGAGGAGAACACGGGAGAUAGAGAGGGGAGCUUUGUGCCUUCUACAACAACACCAAGUCCAACUGGGGACCCUGAGGGAACCUCCAAGAAGACACCCACUAUGGGGAAACUCUUUCUCCUAUCCAAUGCCUCUCUUACCCUUACAUCAUCCCAGACUCUAUCCACCAGUGGGUCCCCUGGAAUCUGGAUGGAACCCAGCAACUAUCAUCCCACAGCCACCACUGGCCAUGAGGAGUCUACAAGUGGGGAUUUCAUGGUUCAACAAAGGGAUAAUGGCCCCGAUGGGCAAAAGCUUCUAUUGUUCUACAUCCUCGGCACCGUGGUGGCCAUCUUACUCUUGCUGGCUCUGGCCCUAGGGUUGCUGAUCUACCGCAAGCGGAGAGCCAAGAGGGAGGAAAAGGAGAAAAAGCCCCAGAGUGCGACAGACAGCUACUCCUGGGUUCCAGAAAGAGCUGAAAACAGGGCCAUGGAGAACCAGUACAGUCUCACUCCUGGGACAGACUGCUGAAGUUGAGGUGGCCCCAGAGACGCUGUCAGUGGUUGCCACCAUUCUCAGAGCUCAGAUCCUCUGUGAGAAGGUGGAAUCCACAUUCUUCUGAAAGACUGGACUGAAAUCUUAGCAAACAAUACUAAACUUUCUCCUUAAAAGCCAGGCAACUUGGAAGGUGCAGAUGUGUUCUAAAUGAAGUGGAAGUGAGGGGUUGUAGUGUCAUGACAGAAAUUUUGUGAAUAUUAUUAAUUGUCACUCAUUCUCCCUUUUCAAAUUCAAAUAUGCUUGAUUUCAUUUUUCUGCAUUGGUUCUGGAUUAUUAGUCAGGUUCUAAUGGGCUUCUUUUGAACCACUUAUCCAUUCACUGGAAUCAUCUAAGAAGAAAAGGGGUUUGAUUAUGCUAUUUAGUAUAAUGAAGAUUAAGUCAGUUAUUGUUUAAGUAUAUAAACAAUAUACUUUUUUUUUUUUGUCAAAGAGAAUAUAUUUAGGACUGAAAACGUCUUUGCAUUUAUAUUCAUGCACUUUUCCACCACAAAUCCUGCUGAUCUUGAUGUUGUUGAAAUUCUCUUCAAUGACCCGAAAUCCACUUACUGGCUUAGUAAAGAGGUAGGGAGUUUAGAAAUCACGUUUUGUUCUUAAGUUUUCAAUAGUCUUGGGUUUAUUUGUUAGUGGAGCCUGAAAAAUGUAGUUAAAGUUGUAUGAAGGGAUGUACAACAGUUUUGAAAAUGAAUAAUCAUAAGUGCUGAAGAGCGAGGCAAAGGGUUUGUUUCACAAACACUUGGAUUUAAAUUCAUCUAAAUGUUCUACUGUUAACACAGACUUGACUAUUGAUGAGAAGAACACUCAUAAGGAAAAAGCCAAGGACAAGCCUAUACAUCUCCAACACUCACUCCCAACCUGAGCUUCCCUGCCUUCACCUCAGACAGCGCUGGAUGUUGGGGCUUCAACUGUAGACAGAGGGCACACUAGAAAAUCUGUCAUUCUGAUUGUUUCUAAAGGAUGUGUGAGAUGACUUGCUGUGUUCUGAAAUUUGUCAUCACAAAAUUUUUUAGCACAGUUUACAAUCGACAUUGCAUCCUGACAACUUGAUCCUGAUUCGUGGCUGUCGUACACAGAACAGUCAGGGACAAGUCACACAUGAUGACUGUCCCAGUGCUGCUUCAGGAACUUGUGUCUGCUUUCGCUCUUUUCCUUAGAAAGGGGUGGGGGGAGAGAAAGAGAGAAUAACUAAAAUUUUUUGCUACUAAAAAACUGCUCAAAUCAACUUUAAUUUAUAUCCUCAUUUUUAAGGACUCACUUGCAAAGAUUUCACCUUAUGAUGUGGUCCAUAAUGUAUCACCUACAUAGCCAGAAAGCAGCUGAAAUGGUUAAAAUUGAUAGACCUGUGAGUAGCACUGUGAGGCUUCCAGUGGCCUGGGGGCUUUCUGUUGCCACCAUGCAGAAGUAAAGAGAGAAUGUGUUUCCAUCCAGAGACUCUAAACUCUGUCUCUGAGAAGGAGGACACCCUAUUGUUUCUGGUUUUGCCUUAGAAAAGUAACUGUCCCAGAAGUUAACACUGGGUGGGAGUAGCAUCAGGUGCACAGCUGGCCUUCAGAGUCAAGUAAGUAUUGUUUUGUCAAUUUUGAAAUAUAGGAUCCUACUAUUUAAUAUUUUUUAUGAGACAAUGGAAAACUGCAGGAUGUGUGUGAAAGGAAAGGUGAAGGCUUUGUGGGGGGCUAUUAGGGGUUUGGAAGUUCUGCUUUAUAAAGUCAGUUUUCAUUCAGAAUACAUGGUUUUAACACUCCAGGAGACAAAAGCUGUGCCCAUUGAUCACAGGACUCUUGGCAGUCUCUUGUAUUGGAACCAACUGUUUGGCCAUUCAGAUAAUUUUAAAGACUUGGCCAGAUGUGCUGCUGACCAGUAUUGGCACUUACAUGAAAUAAAUGCAAAUUCAACAGCAUUACCCCUAGGUUUUUACAGUUUUCUUUUCAUUUUGGAUGAAGGAGACAUUCCUAAUUUGGGCUUUGCCCGAGUCCUUUGUGAUGCUGUGGGCCUUGAAUUAUCUGAGGUUACCAAUAUGUCCUCUCAUUCCACGGUGUUUGAUUCUUCUAUAGACCCCACAAGGGGAUAAUUGUGUUGAUAAAUAGCAGUUCCUCAGAAUCUUUUCUGGCAGAGUUGGCCCUCUAAAGGCCAGUGAGGUCUCCUGCUCUCAUACCACUGCCCACAGGUGGUCAAGAUCCUAGACCUGGAUGACCUCAAGCAGAGAAUCUGAUGAAAUUACUGUGCUCAAACAGAUGCUUUAAUCUCCCAGUUACAACUGCUGUAUUUCUAUCUGAGUUAUUUGCAUGUUUGUAUUGAGGAGCUCUGGGCCACAGCAAUGAAUAAACAAGUGCCCGUUGGCUGCAUGGCCAUUGGGAAACUGCUCAUUUAUUCACAGGGGUCGCAGGUGGCUCGGUCAUGACACAGCCAGAUAAACGGAUGGGGCUGAGCAUGGGGAGAAGUGGAUCUGUAAUGUGUAGACCCCUCCAACCUGCCCCUGGGCAGGGACAGACCAGGUGUUGUUUUGUUUCUGAUCUGUCAAGCAGCAGAACAAGUGACACAAAAGGAAGACGGAGAAGGUUCUACUUGGCAACAGGCACAAAGGCAAUGGAGACUUUGGUCUAAAUAGUAUUUCCCAUAGUUCAAUCAUUCCAGGACACUCAGAAAACUUAUAUUUGGGACAAACUCACUUCCUCCUACCCUUCAACUCCCAAGGCAGAUAAUUUAAAGGGAGAGGACAUCUUUAAACAUGAAGCUAACUAGGCACAUUUCUUAUUUUUAGGAACAAUCUUUGCUCCUUAUCUUUUUUUCAGAUAGGGUUGGAGAGAGAGAGGGAGGAAGAGAGAGAGAGACACCAACAUGAGAGAAACAGAUUGAUUGGUUGCCUUCCACAAUGCCAACCAGG
This is a messenger RNA of Molossus molossus (Pallas's mastiff bat), 8377 nucleotides long. RefSeq names its product CD93 molecule (gene CD93). NCBI's taxonomy places the organism in Eukaryota, Metazoa, Chordata, Mammalia, Chiroptera, Molossidae. The transcript has 2 exons. The coding region runs from base 3518 to 5473 and encodes 651 amino acids. Gene Ontology annotation, molecular function: calcium ion binding. The record is from RefSeq and is a predicted model, not a curated record.